Molecule: messenger RNA, 3424 nt
Organism: Plutella xylostella (diamondback moth)
Lineage: Eukaryota; Metazoa; Arthropoda; Insecta; Lepidoptera; Plutellidae
Gene: Nep2
Product: M13 family metallopeptidase neprilysin 2
Biological process (GO): protein processing
Cellular component (GO): plasma membrane
Molecular function (GO): metalloendopeptidase activity
Source: RefSeq, a predicted model, not a curated record
UCAUAUAAAAGUGGCUCGCGGGUCGCGCCUCGGCUCAGUCUCAGGUGAGAGGCACGGCCGCUACAGUCGCGCUCAGUCUCCGCCCGGAGGCCGCCGCAGUCACCCGCGCCCCCGCCCUCGCCCCGCUCCCGCCCUCAUCACCACCAACUUCAAUGAGUCCGGACGCGGAACACAUCGCUACUAGCUACGAUAUGAAGAAUAAUGUCAAACCGUCGUACUGGGGCCAGCGCACGUCGUUCGAGCGGCGGCUGCUGGUGGUAGCGGCGCUGGCGUCGCUGCUCGCCGCCGCCUUCCUCGCCGCCUUCGUGGCCGCGCUGCUGCUGCGCCCCGCCGACGUCAACAGCCUCCCGCAGACCAGCGAGCUGCGCCGCUCGUCCGGCGCGCACCCGGCCACGUUCGCCGCUCCGGCCGCCGUCGGCAAGGACGGCGAGGAUGUAUGCAGCGACCCCGCUUGCGUUCACACUGCAUCAAAACUACUCUCUAACAUGAACGACAAGGCGGACCCGUGCGACGACUUCUACGACUUCGCGUGCGGCUCGUUCGUGGACAACACCAGGAUCCCAGACGACAAGACGUCUGUCAACACGUUCUCCAUCAUCACGGACCAGCUGCAGGAACAGAUCCGGUCGCUGCUGGACGAGCCGGUGACCGCCAGCGAGCCGCGCCCCUUCGUGCUCGCCAAGACGCUGUACCAGGCUUGCAUGAACAGGACUGCCAUAGAAGCGCGCGGCACCAAGCCGCUGCUGGAGAUGCUGCGCCGGCUCGGCGGCUGGCCCGUUUUGGAUGAGGACAAGUGGGACGAGCAGGGCUUCAACUGGAAGGACUCGGUCUACCGCUUCAGGGAGGCAGGAUACUCCGUCGACUACUUCCUGGACUUCUCCAUCUCGGUUGACGUCAAGAACUCCACCAAACGGAUUAUUGAUCUGGACCAGGCGUCGCUGGGGCUGAGCCGCGAGUACCUGAACCGAGGCUUCUCGGACAAGCUGGUGCAGGCCUACUACAGCUACAUGGUGGACAUCGCCCAGCUGUUGGGCGCGGACAAGACCAGGGCGGAAACAGAACUCAAAGAGUCCCUACAGUUUGAAAUGCUACUCGCCAACAUUUCACUGCCUCUGGAGAAGCGUCGCAACGCCACCCUGCUCUACAACCCGAUGACCAUCGCUGAGCUGCAAAGGAAGUUCCCAAGCAUCCCGUGGCUGGAGUACAUCAACCAGCUCUUGGCGCCGCAUCUCACCGUGGGACUCGACGAGGUCGCCAUCGUCAACGUGCCGCAGUACAUCACUGAUCUGGAGAAACUGCUCCGCACCACCCCGAAGCGCGUGCAAGCCAACUACGUGAUGUGGCGUGUCGCCGGCGCGUCUGUGUCGUAUCUGACUGAGGAGCUGAGGCGUCGACAGCUGGCCUACGUCACCGCCCUGUCGGGCAAGACCGAACGGGAGUCACGCUGGAAGGAGUGCGCUGAUACCACCAGUGUCAGUAUGUCCAUUGCUGUUGGCGCGCUGUACAUCAGGAAGUACUUCAACGAGGACUCGAAGGCCAAUGCCCUGGAGAUGGUCAACGACAUCAGACAACAGUUCCGCAAGACCCUGGAGGAGGUGGAGUGGAUGGACGAGCAGACGCGCUCGGCGGCGCUCCACAAGGCGGACUCCAUGGCCUCCCACAUUGCCUACCCCAGUGAGAUGCUGGAUGAUAACAAACUCACUGAGUUCUAUUCUGGGCUGGAGAUGUCAUCAGACAAGCUCAUGGAGUCUGUGCUGAACCUGACGCUGUUCGGCACAGAGUACCUGUUCAGCAAGCUGCGCGAGCCCGUCAACAAGUCGGACUGGGUCAGCCACGGCCGCCCCGCCAUCGUCAACGCCUUCUACUCCUCCAUCGAGAACAGCAUUCAAUUCCCUGCCGGUAUCCUGCAAGGCGCGUUCUUCUCCGCUAACCGCCCAGCGUACAUGAACUACGGUGCUAUAGGCUUCGUCAUUGGACACGAGAUCACCCACGGAUUCGACGAUCAGGGUCGUCAAUUCGACAAGAACGGCAACCUGGUGGACUGGUGGCAGGAGGUGACCAAGCUCAAGUACCUGGAGAAGGCCAAGUGCAUCAUCGACCAGUACUCCAACUACACCGUCAAGGAAGUCGGCCUCAAGCUGAACGGCGUGAACACUCAAGGGGAGAACAUAGCGGACAACGGGGGCAUCAAGGAGGCCUACUUCGCGUACCAGGCGUGGACCCAGCGCCACGGCCAGGAGCCGCGCCUGCCCGGCCUCGAGAAGUACUCUCCUAAACAGUUGUUCUGGCUGAGCGCGGCCAACACGUGGUGCUCGGUGUAUCGCAACGAGGCGAUCAAGCUGCGCAUUACGACAGGGUUCCACGCGCCGGGCCGCUUCCGCGUCGUUGGGCCCAUGUCCAACAUGGAGGAGUUCGCCAGCGACUUCCACUGCCCUCUGGGCUCGCCCAUGAACCCGCCGCACAAGUGCAAGGUCUGGUAGUUAUUGCCAACUACACACUACGCCGCUGAAGAGAAGAGCCCCGAUACAUUGCUGAAUUGAGCGGAUUGGGCGUCUAAAACCCACCCUGGGUGACUAUUUGCUACCCGAGGUAUUUUGUCUAUGACUCGUUACGCACUGUUGUAGGUAGGUACUUACUGUAUUCAACGAAUUUCUAAAGGAGAUAGGUCGGCCCUUACUAGUGGUAGGAGUUAAUGUUAGUUUAGAAUCCGUGAAAUACUCGUACUUUGUCAAUCGCUGUAAAUAAUACACAUUUAUAAAUUAUUAAAGGCCAUGUUUGCUACGGAGCUCGGAGGUGCAAUGGCAUUAAAAUAUAGGAUUUCUCGAUGUUACUUAUAUCACAAUUUUAUUACUUACGUGCAGUACCUUAAGAGUUGUAGGUUUUGUUAUUGUUAAUUUUUGUAUAAUUAUAUAUUUAUUUUUAUGGUUACAGUUUUAUAGGAAAUCUCGCCACCACACUUUGAACCUGACUUUCACUUUGUGUGAAAUAAAAUUAAUAGAUCUGAUUACACCGGUAGGAUUAAGAUAUUUAAUUACUUGGCGACAUAUAAAUAUUGAUUUAUGUAAAUAAUGCGGACACAGAGAGGGUGAAUAGGAUUUAUGAAUUCAUAUCGAUAGUUAAUAUGUCUAUCAUUCAGAUAAUUUUCUUUUCAUUUCUAUUGCGAUCAAGUUUAUUAUACGGUACAACUUGAACUUAAGAUAUUAUAAAAACUUAAUGAAUAUUUAUUCUCUUUGUUCCACAUUUGUCUUAUCAUCCUCAAUAUUAUUAUAAUAUAAGUAACCGAUUUCUAUACAAUUAAGUCCUAAAUUCUGGGCUCAAAAUGUUCGGUGAUAAUGAUAAUUUAAUUUUAGUCUAAGUAGUUAAUGAUAACAAUUUUGGAUACGAUAAUUUUGUUGUAAAAUCAUUAAAACAACAUUUAAAAAUA